CGUUAAAUGGCAAUCUUUCCCGCCUUUUGAAAGCGGCUCUCGUUCGCGGAACUUCACUGCCGGUUGACCCUGAAUUAGGGUUCAAAAUGCGAGAGCUGAGUUGGAGACAUCAUACUCUCAUUCAAGCGCUACUCGCACGCGGCCCACUAAGAGAGGAUCAGUUUCAUUUGAUGUUUACGCGCAUCACUGGAAAGAGCCCAGAUAAUGACCAGCAGCUGUUUAAUAAUUACCUCCUGGCGAUAAAUAAAGCACUUUCUUUUGCUCAGUUUGAGUUGAGAGGCUGCAGAAACCAAUAUGACGGUCGUGUUUAUUAUGGCUUGGUCAAUAAUGUAUCUGACGAGCAAUCCAAACUGGGAACAAAAUAUUCAGUUCCACAGAUUGCCUUCUACAAAGCCAUUGUUGAAGCAAUUGCACAAGAUCCAUCUGCUCAAGGAGGAAUAUCCAACAUUGCUGCUCUUCAUCUGCAGUUGGAAAAUCAGCUGGGGGAUAUGGGGUCCCAGUCGUCUCAAGUCAUCCCACCUGCUUUCAAGAAUUUCUCAAUAUCUCUCAAGGAAAAAACAAUUGCUGAGCUUGCACAGGAUCAGUGGCUUAACUGCACUCCUGAUGGUUUUGUAAAUCUGGGUGUCAGAUCGUUUCUUGAUCUGCGAAGUUGGUUCCGCACUAAUGAUAUACCUUCAUGCGAAGUGUGCAACGAGGCUGGAGUGAAGGCAGAGUUGUGCGAUAAUGAAGGUUGCACUGUCCGUGUACAUCAGUAUUGCCUUAAGAAAAUGUUAUCCAAUAAAAAGAGUAAAAGGGCUUGCCCAGGUUGUGGCACUAAAUGGCGAUCUACAGUAACCAAUAUGGAGUCCAAGGAAGAAGAGGAUGAGCCAGAUAGGCGCACUCAAGGCCAGUCAUCAUCACAGAGAAGGAAGAAAUCUAGAUUGAACAUAGACAUGGAUUCAGAUUCAAAUGGAGCCAGUGCUUCCCAACCUCCUCCAGAGACAAGGAGAGUAACGCGAAGUUCUGCCCGCCAGAGGUAGGUGAUUUUGAGUGCCUUAAAUUAGGAACGAGUUACUGUUUAUUUUAAUAUAGUUUCAGGGAUCAUAGUCUAGGAGUUGUAAAGUGAGCAGCAACUGCAGUUUUUGAUGUCCUGUGUCAAAAUUAUCACCCCAUAUAAAUUUCUUUGAAUGGGUUGCUUUUGAACUACUCGUACACAAGAUCGGAAUGUAAAGUGCAUAACACAACGUAAGGCUAAAGAAAAAGUUCUUGUCCUCCAUGCAUGCAACUGCAAGAAACCAGCUGUUCCAUUGUAAAUAUUUAUCUUAUUGCGGCAUGGUUAGUUUGGUGGUUCUGAACACUAGCGGAAUUGUUAUUGUUUCUUCAAACAAAGAAUUAAUUAGAGCAUAAAUAGGUUCAA
Momordica charantia (bitter melon) is the source of this 1396-nucleotide messenger RNA. Its product is annotated as embryo defective 1379. Gene Ontology annotation, biological process: double-strand break repair via homologous recombination. Gene Ontology annotation, molecular function: ubiquitin-protein transferase activity. The record is from RefSeq and is a predicted model, not a curated record. NCBI's taxonomy places the organism in Eukaryota, Viridiplantae, Streptophyta, Magnoliopsida, Cucurbitales, Cucurbitaceae. Gene Ontology annotation, cellular component: nucleus; Smc5-Smc6 complex.